CUUCUCUCGACACAGCACCACCGGGAAAUAAGAAGAAGAAGUAGAAGUAGCAGCAGAAGAAGAAGAAGAAGAAGAAGAAGAAGAGAGAGAUGCAGUUUAUACACCGACACCGGCGGAAGAUAGCGGCAGCGGUGGGUGUUGCGACGGCGGGGUAUUACGCGUACACGUACCUGAAGACAAAGUUGGAGGACUGGCAAGCCUCGUUGACGAGUGGAGUUACGAAUAAAGAAAAUUUGAGAAGACGGUUCGAGCAGAAUCAGAACGACGCGUCGUUCACGGUCGCGGCUUUACUUUCCUCGCUGACUGAUCCGCUGAUGGAGACGAUGCCGGUCGAGGAGAUCACGCGGGAGUUACAGGCCAAGCAGCGGAUCGCGUCAGCAUCAGCGUCAGAGACGGGAUCUGUUGCGUCGUCGUCGGUGACGGCGGAGGAAGCAGCAGGGGGAGGGAAGGCGAGGAGUAAGAAGGAGAUGUGGGAGGAGAUCAAGAUCAUGUCCGUCACGCGGGCAGUAUCGAUGAUGUACGCGACCGCACUGCUCAUCUUCUUUACGAGGCUGCAGUUGAAUCUCCUAGGGCGGAAGAAUUAUCUCGACUCGGUGCUCUCGCUGAGCGAGGAGGUUGCAGAAAACGAAGCGGAGGAAGAGGAAGAGUACAAGAGGCAGCAGAAAGAGGUGGUUGAUAAUGAGGUCAAUCGCCGGUUUCUGACGUAUAGUUGGUGGUUGCUGAAUAACGGAUGGCAGGACCUCGUUGCUGUCGUGCAGCGGGCUACUAUCAAGGCAUUUGAAGACGUCUCCCCCCGCUCCGAACUCACAUACUCCGACUUCUCCUCCCUCCUCACGCAAGUCCGCGCAUCCGUAUCCUCCCAGACAUCACCCUACCUCACCCUCCUCCUCCCCCGCACCCGCUCCGAAGAACACAACGUCCUCGACCAAAACCCCGACCCGGAUUUCUACUCCACCCCCGCCCUCGAGCGUCUGAUCACCCCGCGCUUAGACAGUUUACUCGACGAAGCAAAAGAUCUAAUCGAGAGUCCUAACGCCGCGGGCGUGGUCGCGGGGUUGCUGGAUCAGGCGUUCGGCGUGCUGCUGUCGAGUUUGCAGGUCGCGUAUUUCUACGACGAGCAGCAGCAGCAGCAGCAGGAGAAGAAAGUCAGGUUGGCGAAUUUGUUGGCGGGGGUCACGAGGCAGUCGCAUGAGAUGACGAUCGCGAACAGUCAGGCGAAUCAGUAUCUUCUCGCCAUGAACGCGACGACAGAGUUGAAGAUGUUUAGCGCGGUGGUGUAUUCAAACUACGGGACGCUAGGAAGUUUAGUAUAAAGAGAGAAUCAUAUUGACAUGCACAGACAGAAUGGCAUCGACUACAAGUAAAGAUCAUAGUAUAUACGUAUACAGUCGCAACGACAGAGUUAAAGAUGUUUAGCGCGGUUGUGUAUUUAAACUACGGGACGCUAGGAAGUU
Molecule: messenger RNA, 1454 nt
Organism: Myxozyma melibiosi
Lineage: Eukaryota; Fungi; Ascomycota; Lipomycetes; Lipomycetales; Lipomycetaceae
Product: peroxisomal biogenesis factor 3
Exons: 4
Coding region: 90-1313 (407 amino acids)
Biological process (GO): protein import into peroxisome membrane
Cellular component (GO): peroxisomal membrane
Molecular function (GO): protein-macromolecule adaptor activity
Source: RefSeq, a predicted model, not a curated record